Messenger RNA from Rosa chinensis, 3124 nucleotides. RefSeq names its product phosphatidylinositol 3-kinase, root isoform. Bases 214 to 2664 code for a protein of 816 amino acids. Gene Ontology annotation, cellular component: cytoplasm; membrane; peroxisome. Gene Ontology annotation, molecular function: 1-phosphatidylinositol-3-kinase activity. Lineage: Eukaryota; Viridiplantae; Streptophyta; Magnoliopsida; Rosales; Rosaceae. Gene Ontology annotation, biological process: phosphatidylinositol-mediated signaling; autophagy of peroxisome; autophagosome assembly. The record is from RefSeq and is a predicted model, not a curated record. The transcript has 17 exons.
UCGUACCAAAACCCAAAAUUCAACCCAACCAAUCUGACGUGGCAACUUUGCCUUCUCCGGUAGUCUUCCAGUCCUCUGCUUCAGAUUCCGCAUUCUUCUUACGUCACCUCGAUUUUCGUGUCCUCCCCUUUCAAAUUUCCCCCAACUCAAAUCUUCUUCUCCAUCAAUCACAAACCUCGAAACCCUAAGCCAUGAAAUCACAGAGCUCCUAAAAUGAGCGGGAACGAGUUCCGCUUCUUCUUGUCCUGCGACAUCAAUCUCCCACUCACCUUUCGGAUCGAGCGGCUUGAAGGAGCUCUGAGCCGGCCCAAGUCCACAACCUCCGAUGUUGAUCCAACUCCGGCGACGGAGGAGAGAAGAGCAGAGCUGUAUGUGGAGUGCGCAUUGUACAUUGAUGGCGCUCCGUUUGGCUUGCCCACACGGACAAGGCUGGAAUCUUCAGGGCCUUCAUAUUGUUGGAACGAGCUGAUUACUCUGAGUACUAAGUAUAAUGACUUGACUGGUCACUCACAGCUUGCUUUUACUGUUUGGGAUGUUUCGUGUGGGAAAGAUGAAGGGUUGAUUGGUGGUGCUACGAUUCUUCUCUUUAAUAACAAGAAGCAACUCAAGACAGGGAAGCAAAAGUUGAGGCUUUGGCCAGGAAAAGUAGCUGAUGGGUCAUUUCCUACUUCGACUCCUGGAAAGGUUCCCCGGAAUGAACGUGGGGAGUUGGAACGUUUGGAGAAGCUAGUGAAUAAGUAUGAGAGGGGACAGAUCCAAUGUGUUGAUUGGCUGGACCGCCUUGCAUUUAAAGCUAUGGAGAGAAUAAAGGAACGUGAAAGCUCUAAAAAUGGAAGUUUGCAUUUGUACCUGGUUGUCGAUUUCUGUAGUUUUGAGCAUCGUGUUGUUUUCCAGGAAUCAGGGGCAAAUUUCUUAUUACCAUCCCCUAUAGCUUCCACGAAUGAAAUUGUCACUGUAUGGGACCCAGAGCUGGGAAAGAUAAAUCCAUCAGAGCACAAGCAACUAAAACUUGCAAGGAGUUUAACCCGUGGUAUCAUUGAUAGGGAUCUCAAGCCAAGCUCCAAUGAGAGAAAGUCGAUACAGAGGAUUCUAAAGUACCCUCCAACAAGGACAUUGAGUGGUGACGAAAGGCAGCUUCUGUGGAAAUUUCGUUUCUCAUUGAUGUCUGAGAAGAGGGCCCUCACAAAGUUCCUCAAAUGUGUUGAAUGGAGUGAUGUUCAGGAAGCAAAACAAGCAUUAGAAUUGAUGGGCAGAUGGGAAAUGAUUGAUGUUUGCGAUGCGUUGGAGCUGUUAUCUCCUGUUUUUGAAAGUGAAGAGGUUCGUGCAUAUGCUGUCAGUGUUCUUGAAAGAGCUGAUGAUGAAGAACUCCAAUGUUACUUACUUCAGCUGGUUCAGGCUCUUCGAUUCGAGCGCUCUGAUAAAUCCUGUCUUUCUCAUUUCCUUGUUCAACGUGCAUUACGAAACAUUGAGUUGGCUAGCUUUCUUCGCUGGUAUGUUGCUGUGGAACUUCACGAUCCAGCAUAUGCGAAGCGUUUUUACUGUACCUACGAACUCCUGGAAGAGAAUAUGAUGAAGUUGUCAGCUGGUAUGCAUGGAGACGAGGAUGGAUUUAAAUUGUGGCAAAGUUUGGUGCGUCAGACAGAAUUGACUGCACAACUGUGUUCAAUUACAAGAGAUGUUAGAAAUGUACGUGGCAAUACUCAGAAGAAGAUUGAAAAGCUUAGACAGCUGCUUUCUGGUCUUCUUAGUGAACUUACAUAUUUUGAAGAGCCGAUUAGAUCACCACUGGCUCCAGGAGUCCUCAUCAAUGGGAUUGUGCCAUCGGAGUCAUCAAUAUUCAAAAGUGCACUGCAUCCUCUUCGCUUGACUUUCCGAGCAGCAAAUGGGGGCAGUUGCAAAGUUAUCUUCAAGAAGGGGGAUGACAUUCGCCAGGACCAAUUAGUUGUUCAAAUGGUAUCUCUCAUGGAUCGAUUGCUCAAAAACGAAAAUCUUGAUCUGCACUUAACUCCUUAUAAGGUUCUUGCAACUGGGCAAGAUGAAGGAAUGAUGGAAUUCAUUCCAUCCCGCACGUUAGCGCUGAUUCUCUCAGAGCAUAGAAGUAUUACGAGCUACCUGCAGAAGUUUCAUCCAGAUGAGCAUGGACCAUUUGGUAUUACUGCCACCUGUCUGGAAACAUUUAUAAAAAGCUGUGCUGGCUACUCUGUAAUCACAUAUAUACUGGGCAUUGGAGACAGGCAUCUUGACAACCUUCUUCUUAGGGAUGAUGGAAGCCUUUUCCAUGUUGAUUUUGGCUUCAUUCUUGGUCGUGAUCCAAAGCCAUUUCCACCACCAAUGAAGCUUUGCAAAGAAAUGGUUGAGGCUAUGGGUGGAGCUGAAAGCCAGUACUAUACAAGGUUCAAGUCCUACUGUUGUGAAGCAUACAACAUUAUUCGGAAAUCUAGUAACCUAAUCUUGAAUCUUUUUCAUCUAAUGGCGGGUUCCAACAUUCCUGACAUAGCGUCUGAUCCUGAAAAAGGCAUCCUCAAGCUCCAGGAGAAAUUCCGGUUGGACUUAGACGAUGAAGCCUGCAUACAUUUCUUCCAGGACUUGAUCAAUGAGAGUGUUAGUGCACUGUUUCCUCAAAUGGUUGAGACCAUUCAUCGGUGGGCUCAAUAUUGGCGCUGAUCCCCGUACAAGGAAGUUACAGGUCAUUUAGGAUUUCUAUCCAGUUCCUGUUUUGUUUUAAAAGUCUGGAAAAAGUCUCUAAUGAUGCUGAAAUCGGUUUCUGAUUUAAUCUGGUUUUAGCCUAUGAUUAUAUCGCUGAUGACGGAGUCUGGUUUAUACACCAACAGCUUUAGAUCCCGCAAAGAUGAGAUUAUGAAAGUCCUAAUUUUUCUUUUGGUCUUUUUAAGGUUCAGAUCUGUAGCCACUUCAAGAUGGUAGUUUGGUCCAGAUUGCAGAGGACAAAGAAGCAUAUUGUGCAUAGCUGUAUAUAAAUUAUAUUUUCUUUCACCUUCUAAUGUAGGUUUGGUCAAAGACUGAAGAUGCAGGUUGUAACUUAAUGAAUAACUGUAUAUAAGUUCUGAUCAUUUUAGGUGUCGGUUCUAAUCUAUUCCCAUUGUGGAACUCUAUUUUUUAAUUAUUA